Leptosia nina is the source of this 2805-nucleotide messenger RNA. The record is from the annotation of a GenBank genome assembly. NCBI's taxonomy places the organism in Eukaryota, Metazoa, Arthropoda, Insecta, Lepidoptera, Pieridae.
AUGGAUAUACCAGUGCAAAUAGCUAUUCGUCUAAAACCCCCUGGAAUAACAGAUUCCCUUCAGUGCAUAUUUAGUAAUCCCGUAACUCAAAUUGUUAUCACAGAGAGUGGUCAAACGUUUCAUGUAAACAGAGCCUUGCCAGUAGAUUGCAAUCAAGCUCAUUUGUUCAAUUCAUUUAUGUUACCACAAAUCAACUGCUUUCUCGAUGGAUGUGAUACAUCAGUUGUAGCAUUUGGGCAGUCAAAAACAGGGAAAACAUAUACACUGUUUGGCCCAGGCUUCGAAUGUAUCCAUAGUGAAUGUGAUCAAGGCAUUGUUCCCAGAUUUUUGACUGAAAUAUUCCACAAACUAAGCCAGAUGCCUGAGAGGGAGUUCAUACUUCAUAUAACUUGGAUGCAAGUUAUUAACAAUAAUAUAUUUGAUGUCCUGGGAGGUGGGUUGGUCAGGUGUUGUAAUAUUGAAGAAGCAUUCCAAUAUUUGCAAUUAGGUUGGAGACAGAGGUGCCUUGGUAACAAUCAUACAGUAUUUACUGUGAGUAUGGAACAAAAGUGGGUUGGAACUAAUGGUGUCCUUAAUCAUCGUAUGUCUACUGCUAGUUUUUGUGAACUGGCAGCUUAUCCAGAACCAGGACUUUUUGCUUUGGAGAACAUAAUCAAGGAAUUAGUAGCUGGCAACCCGCCAAAACAAAUAAAUUACGAUAGGUGUAUAUUAACUGCUAUGCUACGAGAUUCAUUUGGAGGGAGAGCCUUCACUUGGGUUAUUGGUUGUAUAAGUACAGAACCAGAAGAAUACCAAGAUACUCUUAAGAUUCUGAAUUUAUGCCUUUGUUGUCGGGGAAUUAAGAAUUUUGUCACAGUUAACUUAUUUGCUGAUAAUAACACACCAGUUUAUUCUGAAAAAAAUGCAAUACCAUCCGAUAAUGCCUUUAAUUUGCAGUUUGCUACAACCCAAUGGAUAAAAUUAGUGUCAAAUGCAGAAGGGUUGUUUAACAAAAUAUUGCAAUCUAAAUCAUUGUCUGAUGCAGAUAUGAACCAGGUUAGUGAAUGGCUGUUUCUCAAAGCAGAAUGUGACGAAUGCUUGAAUAAUGAAAUAGUUGUUGAUAACAGAGAAUCAAAUCAUAAACAAGGCUUACCAAGAAUAGCUGAAGAUACAGAACCUAGUGAACCUAGUGAGUCCGAUGUCGAAUCAGAUUCUGAAGAUAGUGAUUCCGAAACUGUAUUUCAAGACAAAGUUGAAAAGAUGAUGGAAUACUUUAGGGAGAAAAAUGAUCAGUUAUUUGCAGAGAGAUGUGAAGAUUAUUUAAACCAUAUAGACUCAGACGAUAUCACUAUAUCUGAUACAAGUGGCUCACAAUCUUUACCUAUUCUUACUUCACAAUCUAUUUCUGGAAGAAGAAGAACAAUUCAACCAGGGGAAAGUAUAUCUGGAGCACAGUUAGAACUUCUAAGAAAAGUAGCUGAAAAAGCUAUCUCUCCUGAAUCUCAAAAAAUUAUUAUUGAAUCUCACAAAAAUGAAACAGACCCAGAACCCAAAUUAAUUGAGAGGGAAUUAUUAAAAAUGAUUGACUCUCCAAAAAUGACAGAAAUCUGUAGGAAAUAUAAAAUUACCAAGGAAAAAUAUGGACAGAAACAGAUUUUAGCUAGGAAAUUGUCGAAAGAGAUAAGUACAAGUCAGUCACAGCUGAAAGAAUUGAUCAAUCUUUGCAUCUCUAAGAAAAGAGUCAUAGAUGACCUGAACCGAAGCAUUUCUAAUAAUACAAGAAAUAAAACACACUCAGACAGGACAGAAUCAAACAUUAUUGAUUUAGACGCAAUAAAGGAGAUAAAACGACAUGAGACAAAUCUUAAGACCUACAAAAAGCAAAUAGAUCAAAUAAAACGUCAAAUUAAAAAGGAUGAAAAGCGAAAAAAUACUCUAGAUGUUGAACUACUCAAGGAUAAAUUAAAGUUAGAUGAACUGUCUGAAACAUCAGUUGAGAUUAAAGAUAAAAAAGUACAUUCAAUAAAGCAUUUUACAAAUAGAAUUACACAAUUAGAUAGUAUUUUAAAAGAGAAAGCAAAUGAUUUAGCCAAUCUAGAAUUAUCAAGAGAUAAAGAGCUUUUAUUGAGAAAAGAGAUUAAAAAUUUACGUAAGACGCGAGAGUGCUUACACGAGCAGCGAUGUAGUUUAGGACAUAAAAGAAAAUUGUACAAAUCUCUUUCAGAUUCAGAGGAACGAAAAAUACUAGAAUGUGAAGAAGCCAUAGAAGCUAUAGACACAGCAAUAGAGUACAAAAACAAUUUAAUAUGUGGACGUUCGCCAUCUGCUUCACUCUCUGACUCACACGAUAACAAGGACAGUAGGACCAGAGGAGAGCAGAUGUUAAUGGCGAGAUUGGAUAAAUUAUCACAUGAUGAGAUGAAAACUCUCCUGUAUAGAUACUUUCAAAAGGUGGUGGAUCUACGAAGUGCUUGUGCAGCGCUAGAGGCUAGCGCGGCAGCGGCCGCUGAUGAGGCAGCUAUAUGGCGUGCGCGGGCGGCUGCAGCUUGGAGACACGCUCAGAGGUCUCGUCCAGCACCAAAUAGAUGUCUAGAUGGUGUAAAUAUGGAUAGAGCACUAUCGUUGGGGAUGACUACCGACUCUGAAACAUCAGAUGAUGCUAUGCGAUUAGUGGAUAGGAUGAGACAGUUUGCCAGAUAUCCUCCGGUCCCAGUGAUACCAAGUCAAUAUUUGCGCCAAUUAAUGCCAGCUACACACUUACCCGCAGCAAAAGUCACAAAGGAAAAGAACAAACUCGUCAUUGUCCAACAAAAUAAAAAACACUGA